Peromyscus eremicus (cactus mouse) is the source of this 742-nucleotide messenger RNA. RefSeq names its product rhox homeobox family member 2-like. The record is from RefSeq and is a predicted model, not a curated record. The transcript has 3 exons. Gene Ontology annotation, biological process: regulation of transcription by RNA polymerase II. The coding region runs from base 81 to 599 and encodes 172 amino acids. Gene Ontology annotation, molecular function: RNA polymerase II transcription regulatory region sequence-specific DNA binding; DNA-binding transcription factor activity, RNA polymerase II-specific. NCBI's taxonomy places the organism in Eukaryota, Metazoa, Chordata, Mammalia, Rodentia, Cricetidae.
CCAAACGGCUGACGGCCACAUUCAGAGGCGCGAAGCCUCUGUGGACUCCAUGUUCUCGCACCUUCUGCAGAACUCCAGCCAUGGCAUGUAAGAAAUACUAUUUCGAACAUGACAUUUAUGGUGUGGGCUUCUAUGAAGAAGAAGUAACAAGUGAACUCCAGCAAAGGAGGGCUGCAGCAGCAAAUGCCAGCCACAGUGAAGAAGUUGCAGGCAUCCUGGAGGAGCUGGGCCACCUAAAUGCUGUGAUUGACCACAACUACAUCCGUGAAGAGAAGAACAGCACCCGUGGGAAGUCCCGUCAACCUGUACAAGGAAGGCAGGAGCCGGUUUUUCGGAAGCCAUCCAGGUGUUGCGGAAAGCCGUACAAGUUCACUCCUGAACAACUACUUGAACUAGACAGAGUUUUCGAAGAAACUCAGAACCCCGAUGAACUCAAAAGGAAAGAGCUUGCAGAGCUCAUCGAUGUGGAAGAAUGCACAGUGAAGGAUUGCUUUCCAACUAGGAAAAUCAAUCACCAUAGAAUAAGUGGAAAUCAAGCUUACAGAUGUACCAGCUGGUACCCAGACCACCUCUUCCUGAAGAUUUUGGAGCAGAAGUAGCAGAUUGCCAUCAUUGUUCCAGAUUCAGAUGGGACAGUAUUUUUCUGGUGUCAUCAACAGGUUAACCUGUCAGUCUGUCUGGCUAUGGCAACCUUAACUUCUCAGCACUUAUUUCUGCAAUAGCAAGGUGAAUUUUCAACACA